AUGGGUCCAAAGAAGAGCAAGAGACGUCAAACCAACGCCACCAACCCUCAACCUCCUCCCAAAACCGUGAACUGCACAAAAUGCAAUGAGCCCAUCACUAUCCCCCUUCGAUGCAGACAUGGCAAGAAACCCAUCAACUGUCGGGGCACAGACUGCACCACCGCUCAUAUCACCGAGCACAAUGCCCAAUGUCCUGCCCGAGCCACCAAGCCAAGCAUCAGCCAGUCCAUAGCGGAUGAAGAAGAGCUAGGGGUUCUCAGUCUCCUCAUCAAGCAAGAAAUUGAGAACGUGGAGGGCAUGAGGGGCAAGAAGUUGAGGUAUCUGAAUGGUAUUCCGAAAGCCGAAUUCCUCGGCCGCAUCAAGGCCAUGGGCCUGGAAGAAGCCCGGGGCCUGUCGACGAGGCUGAGGGAUGUGGCGGAAGGGAAAUUGGGCCUAGAUGUGGCCAUGUACGACGACGAGGAGAGUGAUGACGAGGAAGACAGGUGCCCAACACCUCCUGAGGAGGAUUGA
This is a messenger RNA of Rhinocladiella mackenziei CBS 650.93, 510 nucleotides long. RefSeq lists its product as uncharacterized. The transcript has a single exon. The record is from RefSeq and is a predicted model, not a curated record. NCBI's taxonomy places the organism in Eukaryota, Fungi, Ascomycota, Eurotiomycetes, Chaetothyriales, Herpotrichiellaceae. The coding region runs from base 1 to 510 and encodes 169 amino acids.